AUGAAAGCUCUUCGUGGCCACGGUUUCAGCCGUGAACGGUUCAUCCCUGUUUCCGAAGAAUACAAAUCAGUUCUACUUGAUUUUGAUGAUGAUGACGCGAAUGCCCAUUUGUUAUUCAAUGCAAUACUUGAGAAGAGAGGUGCUCUUCUGACAACAAUCAUUGUCGUAGUGGCUCACUCUAAAGAUAAAAAUAGAUUUACUCGUGAUGCCAUUGACGAUUCUCACUGA
Molecule: messenger RNA, 228 nt
Organism: Funneliformis mosseae
Lineage: Eukaryota; Fungi; Glomeromycota; Glomeromycetes; Glomerales; Glomeraceae
Source: the annotation of a GenBank genome assembly